AGAUUAUAAACAAAGUGUGUGAGAGAUGGUGUGGAGAAUGUGCACGUAAAAUGGAAAUGAAAUAAGGGUCUCGAGCUCGUUACGCUAUCAAAUAAACGGUGUUUAGCGAUAAAAAGCCGUCCCAGUGGUCAUCGGCAAGCCGGCGCUGGCUCUGGUGAACUUAUUUUCCCGGAAAAGUUCGGAAAAACUGAACGCCAACGCCAUCCCCACGAGGGCAUACUCGGUGGUGUAGUGAUUUCGUAAUGAAGAACAACAACAACAACAGCAGCAGCAGCAGCAACAACAGAAGUCACCACAAGAACAUAACAACCAAAGCAUAGCGUGGAAAAUACUUGGCGGGGGAGUUCCCAGCAUAGCAAGCAUAGACCCAGCCUGCACGGUCGUUGCCGUCUCCCACGGCACGCUUUACCGCACCAGUUACAAAUAGACCGGGCCGACCGGGGAUGAUGUGCAGCAGCGCAGCAGUGUGGCCUUAGUUUUAUUACUUUUCCUCUUGUUUUUCGUGGGUGAUAAUUUCUGCACCACCAGCAGCAGUUUGCACGGGCCAGUGGUGUGGUGCAUACAUAAUUCGAUCGAAGAAAAGGGUUAUAGCAUAAACCGGUGCAAACAGCACACCAGUCAGAGUAGCAGGCGUUGCGUUCCGAGAUCGUCAUCACCAUCAUCCCCCCUAGCUAGGGGUUUUCUUUUUUUUCGGUCCGUCGGUGGGAAAAGUAACUGUAUUUCGGGCGCAAAGCAACGCAUGCUUUUGCUGUGUGCACUCUGCUAGAGGUAAACGCAACGGAACCCACAUCUGCCAAACAACCCUCAAGGUAGCACACGUACAGAGGAGUCACCCCAAACUGUGAUUUUUUUAUUUUUAUUAUUCGCUAAUCGAUUGUGCAAGAUUGCGUUAGUGCGCGCGUGUAGUGAGGAAGGUUGUGUGUGCGUGUGUGUGUGUACCACGCGCGACGCAGGUGACGAAAUUGGCAGCAGGAUACAUUCAAGGAACUGCCGCAACGCUUCCGGUUCCGGUCAAUGUUGCCAAAAACGGGCGUGAGGAAGGAGUAAUAAUUAAGCAAAACACACGCGGCCGCAGUAGCGAACGAUGGUUGCCUGGAUGGUGUCCCACAAGCGGCACGUCCGGAUACUGCUGGUAGGCGAUCAGGGUGUCGGCAAGACGUCCCUCAUCCUUUCCCUCGUUAGCGAAGAGUUCCCGGAGGAUGUACCGCUGAAGGCGGAAGAAAUCACCAUACCGGCGGAUGUGACGCCCGAACAGGUUCCCACCAACAUAGUCGACUAUUCUGCGGCCGAACAAACGGAUGAAGCACUCGCAGAAGAAAUUCGCAAGGCACACGUCGUCUGCAUCGUUUACUCGGUGGACAGUGAGGAAACGCUGGAUGGCAUCACCGAACGAUGGCUACCGAUGGUGCAAAAGUGUUCCGAGAUGGAGCGGAAGCCGGUGGUGCUCGUAGGCAACAAGAUCGACCUGGUCGAUUAUUCUACUAUCGAUCACGUCCUAACAAUCAUGGAAGAUUACCCGGAAGUCGAGAGUUGUGUGGAAUGUUCCGCCAAAACGCUGCACAACAUUUCCGAGAUGUUUUACUACGCGCAGAAGGCAGUUCUGCAUCCAACCGCACCGCUGUACAUAAUGGAAGAGCAAGAUCUAACCGAAGCUUGUAAAAAGGCACUCGUACGUAUCUUCAAAGUGUGCGACAUCGACGGCGAUGGGCUGCUGAAUGACUACGAGCUAAAUCACUUCCAGCGCCGCUGCUUCAAUGCACCGCUCCAGCCGCAGGUGCUGGACGAGGUGAAGGCGGUGCUCAUGAAGAACACACCGGACGGCAUCCGGGACGAUUCGGUCACGCUCAGCGGCUUUCUCUUCCUGCACUGUCUGUUCAUACAACGCGGCCGGAACGAAACGACCUGGGCCGUACUGCGCCGGUUCGGGUACAACGAAAGCCUAACGAUGAGCGACGAAUACUUACACCCGCCGGUAAAGAUCCCUCCGGGCAGCAGCACCGAACUGUCGCACCGUGGCCAACAGUUUCUGGUGUCGCUGUUCGAGCGUAGCGAUCGCGACGGUGACGGCGCACUGUCACCGGUCGAGUUCCAGAAGCUGUUCAGCGCCUGCCCCAGCCCACCGUUCUCCACCGACAUCAAGCGCACGAUACCGACGAACGAGAACGGGUGGCCCACGCUGCACGGCUGGCUUUGUCGCUGGAGCCUUAUGACGCUGGUCGAUGUGAACAAAACGCUCGAAUACCUUGCCUAUCUGGGUUUUAACGUGCACGAGAACGAAUCACAGCUGGCGGCGAUUCACGUCACGCGCGAACGGCGGAUCGAUCUGGCGAAAAAGCAAAACAGUCGCACCGUGUACAUGUGCCACGUGAUCGGUGCGAAGGAAGCGGCCAAAACGACCUUCUGCCGUGCGUUCCUAGCGCAGGACAUGAAGCGGCUUACCGAGCGGGACAUUCGCCACAGCAAUCGGUACGCGAUCAACACGGUGCAGGUGUACGGGCAGGAGAAGUAUCUGGUGCUGCGGGACGUCGAUGCGCGGCUCGUGCUGGAUCCGCUGCAGCCGAGCGAGGUGAACUGUGACGUUGCGUGUCUGGUGUACGACGUCGGCAACCCGAAAUCGUUCGAGUACAUCGCCCGGAUAUACAUCAAGUACUUUGCGGAGAGCAAGAUUCCGGUGCUGAUCGUCGGCACCAAGGCGGACCUGGAGGAGGUCCGGCAGGACUAUCUGCUGCAGCCGCCCGACUUUUGCCACAAGUACAAACUGCUGCAGCCCCAGUUCUUUAGCGUGAAGCACAACAAGAAAGACAUCUACACCAAGCUGGCAACGAUGGCGGCUUUUCCUCGAUUUCAAGCAGCGUGGAUACUGUUUUAUAAGCAUAGAUUGGUACAACUGUGGGAAACAACCCAUCUGAAGCAAUUCGGGCUUAUGUCGAGCGAUCCGCUGCUCUGGUGGAAGGCUGGUCUCGGCCUAGCAGCGGCAACGAUUGUCGGCUUUUUCGUCGUGAAAGCGUUCCACGGUCCUGGUUCGACUGCAACACGAUGAGGAGCGCAAUGGGCGCGGACCGCACUCUCAUCCCACAACUGUGUACAUACAUACGAAUGUUCUCGCGUACAGACGGACGGAAGAACAGAACAAACAACCAAGAAAGGUACACUUAACACUUAAGCUCUAUAUACAUAAACGUAGCAACUCCAGUUUGCACGGGGCAAAACACACAAACACACGAGCAAUAAGCGAUCGUUGUUGUGGUUUGUGAGUGGCUCUGCUACGCGCCAAAUAGAAUUACUUGUGUUUGCGAGCGGGAAAAGUAGUGCUUUUAGAAGCCAGUUUCAUCAGCCGUUUGGCGAUAAGGAUAAAGGUAGUAAAUGCAAACAAAAAGUAUUGACUGGAACUUUGGACAAAAUCUUCCACCCAAAAAUCAUCCCCCUUUCACAUUUCGAUUGAGUUGAGUGAAUUUCCAUUAUGAAAACUGCUGUUGCAGCCCGUCUUCAGUCUUCGUCUUCAGCGCAGUCUGUGAAGCAUGUACGUAAUAUAUAGUAAUUUACCCAGUGUACACCGAGAGAAGCUUUGUUCUGCUAGUAGAAAGUUGUGUUGUUUGCCUCGAAAAGGGACUACAACAUUAGACACUAACCAUACCGUAGUCAGUAGUUGCAUGAUGGCGGCGGCAGCAGCUACAACAGCAAUUAUUGUUUGAAAACGGUGAGACAAAACGAAGAGCCGACAUUAAACUUAACAUUCGUAUAGAAA
Anopheles stephensi (Asian malaria mosquito) is the source of this 3745-nucleotide messenger RNA. It is a transcript of the gene Miro, whose product is annotated as mitochondrial Rho GTPase. The coding region runs from base 1085 to 3040 and encodes 651 amino acids. The transcript is spliced from 6 exons. Gene Ontology annotation, molecular function: calcium ion binding; GTP binding; GTPase activity. The record is from RefSeq and is a predicted model, not a curated record. NCBI's taxonomy places the organism in Eukaryota, Metazoa, Arthropoda, Insecta, Diptera, Culicidae. Gene Ontology annotation, cellular component: mitochondrial outer membrane. Gene Ontology annotation, biological process: small GTPase-mediated signal transduction; mitochondrion organization.